Messenger RNA from Trichophyton rubrum CBS 118892, 2665 nucleotides. RefSeq lists its product as uncharacterized. Lineage: Eukaryota; Fungi; Ascomycota; Eurotiomycetes; Onygenales; Arthrodermataceae. The record is from RefSeq and is a predicted model, not a curated record. Gene Ontology annotation, cellular component: synaptonemal complex; cohesin complex. The transcript is spliced from 2 exons. Gene Ontology annotation, biological process: mitotic sister chromatid cohesion; replication-born double-strand break repair via sister chromatid exchange; synaptonemal complex assembly. Gene Ontology annotation, molecular function: chromatin binding; protein binding. The coding region runs from base 320 to 2128 and encodes 602 amino acids.
AACAAUAACAACGCCAUCGCCGCCGACGAUAGACCUCGCUGCUAUCACUCCGAUUACUCAGGGUAGCUGCUCAGAAAUGGGAUUCUGGACGCCUCUGUGAAAUUUGGCUGCACUUCCACCUUCAGCGCGUUGUCCGGCAAAGUUUGUUAUUCUGCUCAGAACGGCACCGCGCCCAUCGAACCUACGACUCCUCCAUAACCAUCCUAUGACUUGUGACGGAUAUUUGGCUACCCACCACCACCUCUUUGCGCAACAAUAUACAGAUAUAUUGCUGCAAUAUAUAGACUAGCCGUGGCAUUCUGUUGCCUGACACAGCACAAUGUUUUACUCAGAGACGCUGCUGUCCAAAACAGGGCCGUUGGCCCGCGUUUGGCUGUCAGCCAACCUUGAACGAAAACUCUCGAAAUCACACAUCCUCCAGUCAGAUAUCGAAAGCAGUGUCAAUGCUAUCGUUGAUCAGGGUCAAGCACCAAUGGCGCUUCGUCUUAGUGGCCAGCUUCUGUUGGGAGUCGUUAGAAUAUACAGCCGCAAAACUAGAUAUCUCCUGGACGACUGUAACGAAGCUUUGAUGAAAAUUAAAAUGGCUUUUCGUCUAACUAAUAACAACGACCUCCCCGCCACUGCACCCCUGCCGGCUGGAGGAAUUACCCUCCCAGACGUCCUAACGGAGUCCGACCUUUUCAUGAAUUUGGACCCUUCCAUUCUAUUCACGCAGCCAGCGCAGGUAGAACAUGAUCCGAAGGGACCCCCCUCGUCUCUUGGUUGGUCUAGCCAGCUACUCUCGGAUAGCACUCCUCAAACAGUCAGACCCGUGGAAAAACCACACCUUGAGGAUGAUACUGGCCUAAUUUUGGAUCUCGGUGAAGAUGAGGAUAUCCCACUUGGCCAUGACACAAGCAUUGAAGUAGGUCGAGAGGCUCCGGCCCCACGCCCUGUCGGAGAAGAUCUGUUUAGCGACGACAACCGCCUAUACGAUGGUGACCUCAAUCUUGAUCUUGGAGAGGAUGGUGCCCCUCUUGGGAAGGGACCCGAUGCGGAUGUUACUCAAGAUAUCGACAAUGCCAUCCAUAUGGAUGACGAUAUACCAAUGGGCGGCAUUGACGGAGAACUUGGCAUGCCCAUCGAAGAGGACUCGACUGUCAUCCCCCCGCUUACCAGUGACUUCACCCGCGAUCGAUCAGGCUCGCCACUUUCAUCUGUGCGAUCUAGCGUUGUCCGUGAUUUGGACGAAACGUUUGCGAACGAAGGAGCCAUUCGACAUCACCAGAGAGUUAAGCGAAGAAGAGUGAUCAUGCCAGACGCCGACACUGUUCUCUCUAGUGCUCAGAUCAAAGAACAACAGGAAGACCGAUCAAAGAUUUUGAUAGCUGAAUCCAUUCUUCCCCGGGAUCCUGUUCUCCUUAGCCUGAUGAUGAUGCAAAAGAACGGUUCUUUUGUUUCUAAUGUCAUGGGGGGUGCAAACACUGGCAACUGGGCGCCAGAGCUUCGUGGAAUGCUGUCAAUUGAAUCCGUUAGAAAAGCAGGUGACUUGAAGCGAAAGAGAGACAGUGGAAUUGCCGAUAUGGACAUUGAUGCUGGUGCCAAGGUUCCUCGACUUGAUAUUGAGGGAGAAGAAACUCUAUUACAACCUGAUGAAGGGCCAAUCCUAGGAGAAGAUACCACCUUGAACCUACAACCAGAAAUCCAGGUUCCCGAAGAUGAAGAGCAUGCCAACCCCCGAUCUGGAGAUGACCAUUUCAGCGAAGACGAAGGCCUAGGUCAACACCCAGAAGAAUACGAUGAACUUAGCAGCCUGGUUGAGACUGGCCCAAUUUCUUUGGGAACCAAACACGCUGUUCACGUUCUACGGGAGCAGUUUGGCGAACCUCCAUCUAUUGAAUCACCAACAAAAGGCAAAGCUGUUGUCUUCCAAGAUCUACUCCCUGAGCUCCAAACAAGCAAAGCCGAUGCUACGAAGAUGUUCUUCGAAGUCCUUGUCCUUGCAACAAAGGACGCAGUCCGGGUUGAGCAAAGCAGCAAAGAUCUUGGAGGCCGAUUACGGAUUAAAGCAAAACAAGGCCUCUGGGGUGACUGGGCAGAAACAGAAGCUGGCGGCGAGAUUGCGCCUCAAGAGGUCGCGGCCGCAUGAGUUUGCUGAGUUAUUGUAUUCGAUAUAAACUCUGAUCAGUUUUGAACCCACACAUCCCUAUCCCCUUCCCCUCACAAAACCUCAUUCCAUAAGCACGUUCUGGGUUACAUGAAGAGUAAAUGUUGGUGUUUUGUCAUUACAUAUUUUAUUUUGCCUUGUUUCUUCCUGGGUAUAUGUCUGUUUGAGUGUUCUGCUACCAUUUUAGAAACCUUCCUUUGGACGGAUUUACGAAGGCCCAGAGCAGGCGUUUCGCGCCGCCUAUGCGCGUACUGAACCCAGUCGGCGUAUAGGAGUUAUUUGAGCUGCAAUGGCUAAGGUACGGAAGGGAGGCGGUUGAGAAACAGACACAUUGGGGAUUGGGGAUAUCUUUUACCGCGCGGUUGCGUUUUUUUGUGAUAACCACUUUGUACUGAGUAACUAGCAAGCAUAGUAAUAUAUUUUGUCUCAACGGUUCUUCAUCUUGGAAAAUCUUUUCACCGGUUUAUUUUUAUCUCAUGAAAUCAUUUUUCUUCCGCAUGCCGCUUGCCUCAUCUUGGC